AUGUCCGCCAAGGUGAGAGCGUCCAUUCAGGGAGUCGUUGACCAUAUCUUUUCGACUCAUAACUUGAUAAAGAUUCUGAAGGGCAGAAAUUCUUUAAAGAAGUCCAAACCGGCUAUACUACUAUCCUUUCCAGACUGCAACUGCUGUCUCUCCGACAAACAUAUGCCGUCCGAAACACAUCUAGACUUGGAUUCUCUUGGAAUUGAUUCUAUAGCGAUAAACAAGUUGGAGUCCCCCAAGGACGCUAUGGUGUCGUUCAUGUAUCGAGUUGGUCCCACAAACGCCUCUAGCCCCAUAGAGAGUCCGUGUAGGACCCGGCUGCCCCACGAUAUCCUUGUCGUUGGGCAUGUAUAUGUGUCUAAUUACGUCAAAUAUGUGACUAGCUUUGCCCCUUCUCUUAUUUAUCGCGUUAUACUGCAGAUUGAUACCUCCAAAAGCAAAUUCAUAGAUUUUCUUGAGAGCGCUUCAAACGGUACUUCUUCGCUUUGUAGUAGCAGCAUGCUAGAGGACUCUAGCUGCCUGUCAGUGGCCAGCAGUCUGAUGUCGUCGUUCUCCUUUGCAAGCAAAGAUCUGGGCGGCACCUCCCGCAUAUCGACUUACAAAAUAAAGCCAUACGGCGGCGAGACAGUCGAGAUAACUAAGCCUCUGAUGAAGGAGAUGACCAAGUAUUGGAGCGGUGCAAUUGGAUCGUCAUUCAAAAAGGCGUACUAUUCGUCUAAUACGGUAUGGAUUGUGGUGGAGAAAAAUACUAUUGUCACGACAGAGGACGAUAGCAGGGUAUUUACUCUUUGUAAUGUUACUUGGGUCAUUCUAAACUGA
Giardia duodenalis is the source of this 819-nucleotide messenger RNA. RefSeq lists its product as uncharacterized. Bases 1 to 819 code for a protein of 272 amino acids. The record is from RefSeq and is a predicted model, not a curated record. The transcript has a single exon. Lineage: Eukaryota; Fornicata; Diplomonadida; Hexamitidae.